AAUGCUGAAAAUGGGACUACUAGGAGGAGAAGGAAGAGAGUUUCAAGGGGGAAUCAACCAAAUAACUCUGCAGUCAAUUUGAUGGAGACGCAGGAUGAAAGUGUAACCGCAAACAGUACAUUAUGUACAACUUCCGUUGCUAGCCAUAACCAGCCAGAUGAGUCCGGAUGCAUGUCUAGACAACCUCCUGAUGUCUUACCUGCAUAUAGCACAGUGAAUUCCUCUGAGGUUGAUCCUCUUGGAUUAUCUAUUGGGCACAACAUUGAUACUGGUGAAAAUGGCAAUGUUAGUGAGACAAUACCAGGAACAUCAAGGUGCUCAAUGAAUAUUGCCAAAGACAUGAAUCAAUCUAGUCUAACAGACUCAAAGGUGAGUGAAUGUUUCGACGAAGAUGUCCCUCUUAUAUCUUGGAUGAGGUCUCUGGCUGUAGCAGCUAAAAGUAAGAGGUCAAGCAACAAGUCGUCAAGUGAACCUGGCUAAUUAAACCAGAAAGAAGUCCUAUCGUGACACUGAAUCAGUUCGCAGAGGAAAAACGGGGUUUCCAAAGGAAAAGAUCUUCCAAUGAAUCCAUAAAGAAUGGUGCUGUUGUAUGGGGGCGAUAGUAUGCUCUGCGGAAAAGAAUAAUUAGUCCUGUUAUUGGGUUCGUAAGCAGAAGGUCGUACAUGAUCAGUUAGCAGAAGGAAACAAUAUAGUACAGCUUCGACAUAGAGCUCAUAAUCUGAUGGACUACUGUGUACUGAUGAUGCUUGAUUUUCUCAGUGGAGAUACUAAUGAAGUGAUUGAGUGGGAGAUAUAAGGGCCAGCAAAGGUGAAAAGUCUUGGGAGCUUCAAAAUUCAAAUAUGCUGUUGAGCUGCCUGAAGAAAAAUGGCGUCCUUAAGUUGUUCUUCAUUGCUUCCACAAUUUGAACCUCCUCUCCAUUCUCAGAUUGAUAGGUAGAGUCCAUAAAUUGUUUUCUUCUUCCUGCUUUUAGUUGCAUUCUCGCUUCGAGCUGAUGGGUGCUCGUAAAUUGCAUUGCAGCUGCUUGAUUUUGGGUUUUGCGUUGAAGUGUGUCGGAACUCUUGUAUAUUGAGAACCAUAUCCGAGAGAGAUGAACUGAAAACUACUAUAUAGAGGUUCAUUGUUUGUAAACAGUUUUUUUUAAUUUAAAUUUUGAUCUUCAAGGAUAAUUGUAUAUAUUCCUGGAUUUCACAUUUAAAAGGGGGAAAAAAUGAAAAUUGAUAGUUUCUAC
Molecule: messenger RNA, 1229 nt
Organism: Asparagus officinalis (garden asparagus)
Lineage: Eukaryota; Viridiplantae; Streptophyta; Magnoliopsida; Asparagales; Asparagaceae
Exons: 6
Coding region: 82-480 (132 amino acids)
Source: RefSeq, a predicted model, not a curated record